AUGAAAUGUCCAGUCGAACUUACUCAAGCAGAAAGACAAACAGUGCGACAAACAUGGCCAGUGUUGGCCAAGGAUUUACAGGGGAAUGGUUUACAACUGUUCCUUAGAAUAUUUGAACUGUGUCCGGAGGUAAAAGUAUUGUUUUCUGUAGAAAACGUUCGGCAUUCGCAACUUGCAAGGAAUGAGAUCAUCAAAACGCAUGGAGCACGAUUUGCCAUGGCCAUCGGGUCCGCAGUAGACAAUUUGGACGAAUGUUACCGAAAAGACAAUAAGUUGAGCAAAUUUUUGUUCGAACUUGGACAAAAACAUAAGCGGUUCAGGGGAUUCAAACCAGAGUAUUUUGAAAUAUUUUAUGAAGCGCUUAUGUGCCAGUGGGAACGCUGUAUGGGUGACCAGUUUACACCGGAAGUAUCGGAAGCAUGGAGUAAUUUGUUUGUUUUUCUGUUGAACAAACUGAAGGAAGGAUAUUUUUCAAAAGACGUGUCUUUCGAAACUCAUUUAAAAAUUAAAUAUAAGUGA
This is a messenger RNA of Mercenaria mercenaria, 519 nucleotides long. RefSeq names its product neuroglobin-like. NCBI's taxonomy places the organism in Eukaryota, Metazoa, Mollusca, Bivalvia, Venerida, Veneridae. Gene Ontology annotation, molecular function: heme binding; oxygen binding. The record is from RefSeq and is a predicted model, not a curated record. The transcript has a single exon. The coding region runs from base 1 to 519 and encodes 172 amino acids.